CUCACGAAAAAAAAAAAAAACCCAGCAAAAGGAAAAAAAAGUCCAAGAAAAAGAGAGAAAAUUCCUCCCUCUCUUGUCUUCCCUUGCAGAAAAAGAAAACCCUAAUUCCAUUUCCUAAAAAUCCCUAAUUUCCCACCCGUUUUUUCCUUUCAUUUUCAUUCUACAUUUUUUUCCUCCAAAAGAAAACUUUUUUUAAAAAUUUUUUUAAGGUCUUUUAAGGUCUAGGAUUAUUCAAGAAUCUAUUUUUUUUGGAGUAAUUGUGGAAGACAUGGAUAUUCCUCAAGAAGUUGAUAAUUACAUUAAAGAAACAAUUGAAGAUUCCUUAGGUCUUGAAAUCUCAACUCAAUCUUUGCAACUAAAGCUCCGCUCCACCGAAGAAGCCCAGCGUCGACUCCGUGACCAGUGCUUAUUCCUUCUCUCAAAAUUGAAGGAGAAAGAUCAAAUCAUCGAGCGCUCAAAGGCGGAAGCGAAUAUGAAUGCGGCGGCGUUGAAGAGAUUCGUGGAGGAGAAUCAGAAGCUUGCGGCGGAGUGUGCGAAUCUGUUGACUCAGUGUAACAAAUGGGAAAGAGAGUGUUCGCUCUAUGAUCGUGAUAGGGAAGCGUUGAUGGAUUUUGGGAAUGAAGCUGAUGAGAGGGCAAAGAAAGCUGAGAUUAGGGCUCAUGAAUUGGAAGAAGAAUUGAGGAAAUUAACUGAAGAAUUAAGGUUCUACAAGCACCAUUAUGAGAACCAAGGGAUUGAUUCAUCUUCUGAGGGCACUGCUUUGGAAGAGAAUUUGCUUGAGUCGGUUCUAUCAACGUUGAUUUCUAAAGAUGAAGUUAUGUGUGGACGAGCAUUCUUGGAGGCAAAUAAUUCACUUGAACCAUGUCAAAAGAUGCUUAAAAUGUGGAAUAGGUUGAGGCCUUCAACUCGAAAAAUUUUGUCACUGGCUGCGGAAGUAAAGACCCUUGAGAAAGACAAAGAACAUCUCAGAAUGAACCUUUGUAAAGCUGAAGAUGAGGUCAAAGUUCUGUUUGAAGAAAACAACAUAUUGGAUGAAGCGAACAAAAGAUUAUUGAGGCAAUACCACAAAGAAAAGAACCUCCAUGGUUCUGAUGGGAAGCAUUCUGGUAGUGCAUCUACGAAGACAAACAAGCGAAAAUCAAGUCCCAAGAUAUGCAGUCCAAUUGAGAAGAAGAUUGAUUUCACUGAUCCGGAUUCAGCAAGGAAGCCUCUCUCACCCUUGCGGCAUAACUCCCCUGACUUAAGAAUGCACAAGUGAAUACUUAAAAUCUCGUGCAUGAUAGGAUCUAAUCUCUUUGCAACAAUGAUGAUGUAGAAGUAGAUUUACAUAUAGCUUUUCUGAAGCUGAGAUGUUUGUAGUUGUGAGAGAUAGCUCCCAAGCACCGGAAGGAAAUCCCUCCUUCCCCUUUUUUUUAUUAAAGGUGUAAGUAACUCUUUCAUCUUCUGCUUUUCUUUAGUCCUGACUAAUCUGAUAUCAUAGAAUGGAUAAUAGCUCAAGUAGUGCUGUAGAGAGAAAUUUUAGCAAUUCUAAAAUUGAUUGUUAGAUGCA
This is a messenger RNA of Gossypium raimondii (Peruvian cotton), 1549 nucleotides long. RefSeq lists its product as uncharacterized. Bases 269 to 1258 code for a protein of 329 amino acids. The record is from RefSeq and is a predicted model, not a curated record. Lineage: Eukaryota; Viridiplantae; Streptophyta; Magnoliopsida; Malvales; Malvaceae. The transcript is spliced from 6 exons.